This is a messenger RNA of Oreochromis aureus, 2692 nucleotides long. Its product is annotated as location of vulva defective 1-like. Bases 112 to 1716 code for a protein of 534 amino acids. Lineage: Eukaryota; Metazoa; Chordata; Actinopteri; Cichliformes; Cichlidae. The transcript has 20 exons. The record is from RefSeq and is a predicted model, not a curated record.
GCGUUCAUUGUUGCUGUGGUUUUCCUGUGAAGUUCCUUAAACUGGAACAUCAACCUUUACACAGUCAGACUUUCACAUGCAUUCUUCACAGUCACAGUUAUCGUCUUCAUCAUGGCUGGACACCUUCUGUUUGUCAUCCUCAUGUCUUUCGUUCAUGAGAUUCAAGCACAAGCUUUUCUUCCACCAACACUGACAGUGAACACAACAGUGAUCUCAGAGAGAGACUUGGUCACAUUUCACUGUCAGGCACCAACAUCUGUCUCAGUUCAACAGUGUUUUUUCUACACUGUGGAGAAAAAUACUUCCAAAGCCUUCUCAUGCCUGCAGAAUUUCACUGCAACAGAACUGUUGUUAAUGUCACAUCAGAGUUCACCUGCUGAAGUUAAAGUGAAAUGUUUUUACACUGGAGAACUAAAUUCAACGUCUGCGCACAGUGAACCAUCCUCCAUCACUAUACAAAGUCAGAAACCACAGAUGAGAGUUCAGCAUUUUAAUGGAGAACAAGUUCAGUUUGUUUGCUCUCUGCCUGGAUCUGUGAAAGAUGAUACAAGAUGUAAUCUGUACUUUGGAGAAGCAAGUCGUUCAGUCCUGACAGCAACUGUCUGGAAGAAAAGCAGCACAGAAACCAAACAGAGGUUCUGCCAGUUUUAUGUCUCAAUUGAUGAUUUUUUGAGACAUCUACAUUUUGUUCAACAAAAAGAAGCCAGCUGUGAUUACACUUUGAAAAGGGAACCCAGGUCUUUGUCUCCUCGCAGUGAUCAAUACAACUUAACAGCUAUUCUGGAAAGUGAAUCACCAAAGAUCAACAAACCAUCAUCUAUCAUGACCACAGCAGAAUCAAGUCUCAGCAAACCCACUACUUCAUCUUCUACCACUUCAGUGAACUCACCAUCAGGAUUAACUACUAUUCUCAGUGCUGCAAGUGAUGUGGACACUCGUCCCAAAACAGCUCAGUAUAUGACAUCAGGAGCCAGUACUACAGCUAUUCUGGAAAGUGAAUCACCAAAGAUCAACAAACCAUCAUCUAUCAUGACCACAGCAGAAUCAAGUCUCAGCAGACCCAGUGCUUCAACUUCUACCACUUCAGUGAACUCACCAUCAGGACUGGCUGCUCUUAAUCUCAGCCCUACAACUGGUGUGAACACUCCUGUCAAAACAACUGAGUAUAUAACCUCACGAGACAGUACUACAGAGUCGAGUCUCAGCAGUGCUAGCGCUUCCAGUCCUACCACGUCUGUGAAUUCUCCUGCAGAUUCAUACAAGACUAAUGCUACAACGACUAUUACUACAGUCAAAGCAGAAGCAUCGAUAUGGAAGUUGGCGGUAGCUGUGACUGGAUUUGGAGUAACCAUGGGUAUCAUCUUACUGGUGCUGGGGCUUCUCACAUUCAAAAGAAGAAGUGAAACAUGUCCUCAAAGCAGGACAAAGGCAACAUCACCAGGUGAUUUUAUAUCAAUGACUAAAAUGAACCAUGGAAGAAUGUUACCUGCAGGUAAUGAUGGAGGCUCCAGUGUGAUCACGUCAGUACCUGAUGACAACUGUCUUAAUAGUACACUACCCCCAGCUGAAAACACUUCAUGUACCGGAGAGAAACUAAACUUGGAACAGACAAAAAAUGAAGAUUCUGACAUUUACCAUGUGUACGCCACCAUCUCUGAAGAAACAGAUCCACCAGAUUCACAGGACAUGAUAUACAGCAUGCUGAAUGCACACUGAAACACAGUGAAACAUUUUUGGUGACGUUGUUAGUAAAAUGUCUAAAAUGAUCUAAAUCAUGUUAAAGUGAGGAAAGUGUGACAGGUAAUAGAUGCAAUCUUGCAAAAAAUCUUGAGCUUGAAUUGUUGUAGUUCUUUUUUUCUAUUGAAAGAUAACUGACAUGAUGAUGAUUUCGGCUUUAGUAUUUUUAAUAAGCGCUCUUAGAUAUUUAUUGUUUUGUUUUCAGUAAUUGUAAUUUGGAAGAUGACAGUCAAAACACCUGAGUCAUUUCCAAGCUUAGAACAAUGUAUACUUUUCAAAUAAACUAAUGCCGUAUGUUCAUCGCCAGAGAAAGUAAUUUGUUACACUACUUGUUACAUUACUUUCUCAUCAUUAGUAAAAUGACCUGAAAUGCAAUGUCUCAUAGUUACCAAUUAAGAAUAUAGACUUUAGGCUAAAGUCCCCCACACCAACACAAAUCCCUAUCCUAAUUAUAAAACACUCUUUCACAAAACCGACAACAAAAAGAAAAGAUGGAAACCAGCCCAAAGAGACUUCAAAGUGAUUGCAACACCAAUUCUGCUGUAGAAAUACAAAGGGAUCUGGCAGCUCCAUCACUCUGGGUUCUUGGCUAGCUUUGUGUUAAUUUGCGCAGAUGCUUGCAAAAACAUUGUAGUUGUUUUUUUUCCUGGAUGCAGUUUCCACUUUACCAUGGUGCACUCCCCCUUUUGUGCAAUAAACAUAAAGUUAGUGUGCAUAUCUUCACCCGUGAAAUGUUGUUGACUGCACUGAAGAACAUAUAUGUUCUUGUAAAGGCUUUACUUUGUAAGAACUGAUUCUAGUUUAGUUCCGUUGAAAUUUCUCAGAAAUCCUGUGCUUUGAAUGCCUAAAAAUGUAUCCAGACAUCUUCCAUUUUAACCAUGUACAGGAGCCAUGUAAGAAAUGGAAAACCAUAUUCAGUGAAACAAGCAAAUAAAUAAAUAAAUUAUAGAUUUAC